Molecule: messenger RNA, 957 nt
Organism: Colletotrichum phormii
Lineage: Eukaryota; Fungi; Ascomycota; Sordariomycetes; Glomerellales; Glomerellaceae
Product: pectate lyase Pel-34K
Exons: 2
Coding region: 1-957 (318 amino acids)
Molecular function (GO): pectate lyase activity
Source: RefSeq, a predicted model, not a curated record
AUGAAGGCCUCUAUCAUCGUUCUUAUCCAAGGCAUUGUCGCCGCUUGGGGCGCUGUCACUGAGAGACAAUCCAGCGGAUGCCUCGCUUCUGCCACUGGAUUUGCAUCUCUGAACGGGGGAACAACUGGCGGCGCAGGGGGGACGGAGGUGACAGUGACGACUCAAGCUGAUCUUGAGAAGUACGCCAGCGCAUCGGGCAAAUACGUGAUUAAAGUCAGUGAUCGCAUCACCGUCAGCCCUCUCGGCAAGGAAAUCAAGAUAGCCAGUGAUAAGACUGUCAUCGGGCUUGGCACCACUGGCGAGCUAUACCAAGGCGGUCUGGGUUUGAACGGAGCCAAGAACAUCAUCAUUCGCAACCUCAAGAUUGGCCACACCAACUUGAAUGAUGGCGUGGAGAAUGACCGUGACUGCGUUCAAGCCGAUACCGUGAGCAACAUCUGGAUCGACCACUGCCUUUUCGAAGAUGGCGGGGACGGCCUGGUGGAUCUUCGAAAGGACACCACGUACUUCACCGUCUCCAACAAUAUCUUCCGGAACCACGACAAGACCUUUGGUAUCGGCUGGACCGAGAAUGUCACGGCUCGUGGAACGAUCAACCACAACUGGUUCGAUAACACGAAUCAAAGAAACCCGAGCGCCGACAAUUUGGCACAAGCGCAUCUCUACAACAAUUAUCUCUACGGCGUCACUUCAUAUGGCCAUUAUGCCCGCGGUAGCACCAACGCACGCAUCGAGAAUGUGUUCUUCGAGAACACCAAGAACCCUUUGACCAAGGACUCAGGGGCUGUGCUCAACGCCUCUGGGAACACCUAUAAGAGCUGCACGGGUACUACGGCUGCGAACUCGGGAACCUCCUUUGACCCCAAGAGCCUCUAUUCCUACACUUUGACUGCUACAGCGGAUGUUCCUGCUUACGUCAAGGCUAAUGCUGGUCCGCGAGCUUCUGUCUGCUCUUGA